Ogataea angusta is the source of this 2133-nucleotide messenger RNA. RefSeq lists its product as uncharacterized. Bases 1 to 2133 code for a protein of 710 amino acids. The transcript has a single exon. The record is from RefSeq and is a predicted model, not a curated record. Gene Ontology annotation, biological process: NAD+ biosynthetic process. NCBI's taxonomy places the organism in Eukaryota, Fungi, Ascomycota, Pichiomycetes, Pichiales, Pichiaceae. Gene Ontology annotation, molecular function: ATP binding; glutaminase activity; NAD+ synthase (glutamine-hydrolyzing) activity. Gene Ontology annotation, cellular component: cytoplasm.
AUGCCUCAUUAUAUUACGCUGGCUACAUGUGCGUUGAAUCAAUGGGCCCUUGAUUUUGAGGGCAAUAGAGACCGAAUUCUUGAAUCAAUUCUGGAAGCAAAAAGAAAAAAAGCAUCUUUAAGAGUGGGGCCAGAGUUGGAAAUUCCGGGAUAUGGUUGUUUAGACCACUUUCUGGAAAAUGAUGUUUACCUACAUUCAUGGGAAAUGUAUGCGUCAAUUCUGACAGAUGAUCGGACAUUUGGAAUUCUGCUUGAUAUUGGUAUGCCAAUAAUGCAUAGAAAUCGCAGAUACAACUGCCGUGUCCUGUCUUACAACGGUCAAAUCCUAUUAAUCCGCCCGAAAAUAGUUCUUGCGAAUGAUGGAAAUUAUCGGGAGAUGAGGUACUUCACCCCUUGGUUGAAAUCUCAAUAUGUUGAGGAGUAUAUUCUGCCUCGAAUGAUUCAAAGCAUAACGAAUCAAGUGACUGUUAGAUUUGGUGACGCGGUAAUAAGUACUUUGGAUACAUGUAUGGGGGCAGAGACUUGUGAAGAGCUAUUUACUCCUCAAGCCCCACACAUAUCCAUGGCAUUGGACGGAAUAGAGAUUAUCACUAAUUCGUCAGGAUCACAUCAUGAACUGCGAAAAUUGGACACGAGGAUGGCAAUGAUCACUGAAGCCACCAGAAAAUGUGGAGGCAUUUAUCUGUAUGCUAACCAAAAAGGUUGUGAUGGAGAUCGUUUGUACUAUGAUGGAUGUGCGCUGAUUGCAAUGAAUGGAAAGGUGGUUGCUCAGGGAUCUCAAUUCUCUUUGUUCGACGUUGAAGUCAUAACAGCAACUGUCGAUUUGGAGGAAGUAAGGGCCUACAGGGCACUGAUAUCCCAUGGGCUUCAGAGCCGGCUAACGCCAAAUUAUGAACGGAUUCAUGUUCCUGCAGAAUUAAGUCCCGACUCCAUGAACUUCGAUAUAGAAAUCAGUCCUUCGGUUCCACAGCAGUUGAAAUAUUAUAAACCCGAGGAGGAGAUCGCUUACGGGCCAGCAUGCUGGCUAUGGGAUUAUGUUCGUCGAAGCAAGGGCUCCGGGUUUUUCAUACCCUUGAGUGGAGGAAUUGAUAGCUGUGCAACAUCUGUUAUAGUGCAUUCUAUGUGCAAAUUAGUUGUGCAGGCUUGUAAGGAGGGGAAUCAUCAGGUGAUUGAAGAUGCGCAAGCAGUCGCAAAUAUGCCCCAAAGCUGGAUUCCAUCCUCACCUCAAGAUCUGGCAGGAAAGAUUUUUCAUACAUGCUAUAUGGGGACUAAGAACUCCUCAUCGGACACUAGAAGCAGAGCCAAAGAGCUCGCGGAAAAAAUAGGUUCUUACCAUGUUGAUUUGAAUAUGGACUCUCUUGUAUCAGCGACCAUCAGUUUGUUUGAAGUGACGACAGGAAAGAAGCCAGUGUUCAAGAUUUUUGGUGGGUCAAAUAUUGAGAACCUAGCCCUGCAAAACAUUCAAGCCCGGCUAAGAAUGGUACUCGCUUAUCUUUUUGCUCAGCUUUUGCCAUGGGUUAGGGGAAGGAACAACACAGGCGGCCUUCUGGUAUUAGGAUCUGCAAAUGUGGACGAACAGUUGAGGGGCUAUUUAACCAAGUACGAUUGCUCUUCUGCCGACAUCAAUCCAAUUGGUGGAAUAUCCAAAUCAGAUUUGAUUAGAUUCAUAAUCUGGGCCGAAAAAGAAUUUGAGCUUCCUGUGUUGAAAAGUUUUGUAGAUGCUACACCAACGGCUGAGCUUGAGCCGAUUACUGAUAGCCACGUCCAGUCGGACGAAGCAGAUAUGGGCUUUACUUACGAUGAAUUAAGCAUGUUUGGAAAAUUGCGGAAAGUGGAAAAAUGCGGACCCUAUUCCAUGUUUAUCAAGUUGUUACAUAUAUGGGGUGAUCAGAAAACUCCUGAAGAGACUGCUGAUAAGGUGAAAAACUUCUUCUGGUAUUAUAGUGUUAAUCGUCACAAGCAAACGGUUAGUACUCCAUCCUACCAUGCUGAGCAAUAUUCUCCGGACGAUAACCGGUUCGAUCUACGUCCAUUUCUGAUAGACCCGAAAUUUAGCUGGGCCCGCCAAAAGAUUGACGACGUUUUAUCAAAACUGAGAACGGAUGAAACACUUAGUACAAUGACAGUGGACUAA